Eimeria necatrix is the source of this 2256-nucleotide messenger RNA. RefSeq lists its product as hypothetical. The record is from RefSeq and is a predicted model, not a curated record. Gene Ontology annotation, biological process: protein ubiquitination. Gene Ontology annotation, cellular component: membrane; Cul4A-RING E3 ubiquitin ligase complex. The transcript is spliced from 2 exons. NCBI's taxonomy places the organism in Eukaryota, Apicomplexa, Conoidasida, Eucoccidiorida, Eimeriidae. Bases 1 to 2256 code for a protein of 751 amino acids.
AUGCACCGCAGGAGGGAAGUGCGGGAAGGGCUUUCUGCAGUAGACGAGAUGUGGCUGAACUUGCUGGUCCCAAUGGCCUUAAGCGGGACUUUGCUGGGGGUCCUUUUGAAUUCUUUGUCCCCAGCAAGUUUGCUGCUGCCGCUGCUGCUGCUGCUGCUGGGGGCCCUUUGCUGCCGCUCGCUGCUGUCGGCGCUGCGCAUGUUUCAGCAAGAAGAGGAGGCCCGCAGCUCCGAGGCCUUUGAAGUUGUUUCUUUCCCCCCGCAGUGUGCGCUGCGGGGGCCCCCCGGGGGGCCCCCCUGGGGGCCCCCCUCUGCCGCCUGGGGGCACCAAGGCGCUGGGCCGGACGAGGAGCUGCCCCACCCGCUCAAGCAGCAUCUGGUUCGCAGCAGCAGCAGCGGCAGCCCCACCAGCAGCAGCAACACCAGCAGCAGCAGCAGCAGCAGCAGCAGCAGGAGCGCGAGUCUGCUGCACACAGAGGCCGUGCAUGGCGUGGCGCCUUCAGAUGCCCUCUUGGAAGCAGCAGGUACACCGAGGGAGCUGCAGCCGAUGGCGCUUGCUGCUUCUGGCUGCCGCAGCAGCAGCAGCAGCAGCAGCAGCUGCAGUGAGGGCGACCCGAACGAGCAGCAGCAGCAGCAGCAGCAGCAGCAGCAGGACGCGUACCUCGUCGCAGCUGACAUGAUCCCCCCGCUGCCGGAAGAGGGGCCCCCAGCCCCCGGGGGGGCCCCCCUGGUGGUUUAUUUGGAAGCAGAAGACCAGCUGCUGCAGAUGACCCACAUUUCUUCUUUUGCCCCACAAGACACAGAGGGGGGCCCCCCCCCGGGGGGCCCCCUGGGGUCGGGGGGCCCCCGCUUUGGCUUCGGCCGGGGCUGGUGGCGCCGGGCCAGGGGCCUCUUUGCUGCAGAAGGUGGGGGGCCCCCCAGCGGCGCGGACUUCUUGGUGGGUCUGGACCCUGGGGGCCCCCCGGGGGCCCCCUUUGGGGAGGGUUCUGAGGACUACCUCGUGCAGCCCCCGGGGGGGCCCCCGGAGGGGCCCCCCCGGGGCGACGGCGCGGCCAGCCCGCAGCAGCAGCAGCAGCAGCAGCAGCAGCAGCAGCAGCAGUGGGCGCGGCGUGCUUGGAGCUGCUGCGCUGCUGCUGCUGCAGCAGGGAGCCGCAAACUCAAGGAAAGCUGCAGGCAGCUGCUGCUGUCUUCCCCCGUGAGGGAGCCGCAGCACCACCUGCUGGCCCCGCUGCUGCUGUUUGUGGUUUGCUGCAGCUUAGCUGCGCAUGCAUUGAUAGCUCGGGGCCGGUGGGGCCCCGCUGCUGCUGUUGCUGCUGCUGCUGCUGCUGCUGGCGCUGCAGUGCAGGUGUUUGUGUCUGUGGAGGUGCUGCGGGAAUUCAAAGCAGCACACCCCCACGUCUCUGUUGCUGCUGCUGCUGCAGCAGCAGCAGCCCGCUGGGGCAGCCACGCGCGGGACUUUGCUGCUCGCUGCUGGCUGCUGUGGCGAGCAGCAGCAAGAAGAGCCGCCAGGGCCCUCCGUGCUGCUGCUCGGCUGCUGCAGCAGCAGCAGCAGCAAGCAGCACGGGAAGCAGCCCGGGGGGCCCCGGGGAGCGCGCUGCUGGACCGGGGCCCCUCGGGGGUCUCCGUGGAAAUGGAAACAAUAUCGGGGGGCCCCCCUGCUGCAGCAGGAGGGGGGCCCCCCGGUGCAGCAGGAGGGGGGCCCCCCGGUGCAGCAGGAGGGGGCCCCCCCGCGGUGGCGGGCGUGCCGACGAGCCCGAACGAGCCGCGCGGGCUGCUGCAGCAGCAGCAGCAGCUGCAGCAGCAGCAGCAGCAGCAGCAGCAGCAGCAGCGCAGCAGCAGCGCAGCAGAAGAGGCCGAGCUGCUGCUGCGGGCGCUGCUGGCAGCACCUGUUGUGGGGCUCGCCACGGGGCUGCUGGCUGGACUUGUGGGGAUUGGGGGGGGCCUCGUGUUUUCCCCUUUGCUGCUGCUGCUGCAGCAAGACCCUGUUGUUGCAGUGGGGACUUCUUCAGCCUGUGUUGUUUAUACUUCUGCUGCCACAAGUCUCCAGUUUUUGCUGCUGGGCCGGCUGCACCUGCUGCCCUGCCUGCUCUUCGGCAGCACAGCAGCAGCAGCAGCAGCAGCAGGCUGCCUCGGCGUCCACGCAGUCCGCAGACUCUGCGCAGGCAGAAGAAGCUUCAUAGCUUUUCUUGUUGCUGCAGCAAUCGCUCUCGCCACUUUAAUGACGGCCCGCCGCUACUUCCACGGGGGCCCCGUUUGA